Molecule: messenger RNA, 3735 nt
Organism: Macrosiphum euphorbiae (potato aphid)
Lineage: Eukaryota; Metazoa; Arthropoda; Insecta; Hemiptera; Aphididae
Source: the annotation of a GenBank genome assembly
AUGGCUAACGUGUCGUACCAAAUCGCUCAUUUGCUCGAAAAAAUGACUUCGAGUGACAAAGACUUCCGGUUUAUGGCUACCAACGAUCUGAUGUCAGAGUUGCAGAAAGACAGCAUUAAAUUAGACGAUGAUUCUGAACGUAAAGUAGUGAGAAUGUUGCUAAGGUUGCUAGAAGACAAAAAUGGUGAAGUUCAAAAUCUUGCCGUUAAGUGUUUGGGCCCACUUGUUAAUAAAGUAAAAGAAAACCAAGUGGAAACUAUCGUUGAUGCACUCUGUACAAAUAUGAUAUCUGAAAAUGAACAAUUGAGAGACAUUUGUAGUAUUGGAUUAAAGACUGUUAUAAGUGAGCUGCCUAUCACUAAUACUUCAUUAGCUGCGAAUGUGUGCCGGAGGAUUACUGGAAAAUUGACUAGUGCUAUUGAAAAGCAAGAUGUAUCCGUACAGUUGGAAGCUUUAGACAUACUUGCUGAUUUACUAUCAAGAUUUGGAUCAUUGUUAUUAGAUUUCCAUAGUGGUAUACUAAAAUCAUUAUUGCCUCAACUUAACUCUUCUCGCCAAGCAGUAAGAAAAAGGACUAUUGUUGCACUUGGUCAUUUAGUUUUGUCAUGUAAUCAACUACUAUAUAUUAAACUUAUUGAUUAUUUGGUUAAUGAUCUAUCAGUACAACAACCAGCAGCAAGAUCUAAAACAUCGAUACAGUGUAUAGCAGCUAUAUGUCGUCAAGCUGGCCAUCGGUUUGGAGUUCAUAUUGAUCGUGUUGUCCCAUUAAUAAAAGGACCAUUAGUGGAAAAUUCUGCAGAAGAUGAUGAAUUACGCGAAUACUGUUUGCAAGCCUUUGAUGCUUUUGUUAACCGCUGUCCCAGUGAAACUGCAGCUUAUACUAAUGAUAUAAUUAAGCUAUGCUUGGAGUAUUUGGCAUAUGAUCCAAAUUAUAAUUAUGAUGACAAUGGUGAAAAUGGUGAUGAGAAUUUAAUGGAUACUACUGAUGGUGAAGAUUUGGAAGAUGAAUAUAUUGAAGAUGAUUAUUCAGAUGAUGAUGAUAUGAGUUGGAAGGUUCGGAGGUCAGCUGCCAAAUGUUUAGAAGGUAUAAUUAUAACCAGAAAGGAUUUGAUUGCAGAUAUGUAUAGAAAUGUUUCAAAAUCAUUGAUACAGAGAUUUAAAGAAAGGGAAGAAAAUGUUAAAAGUGACAUAUUACAUGUGUACAUGACAUUGUUGAAACAAACAAAGUUGACUAGUAGUAAUACGACAGCUGACAUGGCCGAUGAGGAUUCAGCUAUGUUCCUUCUUCAAUCCCAAGUUCCUGCAAUUGUUAAAGCUAUACAUGCUCAAAUGAAAGAACGGAGUGUUAAAACUCGUACUGACUGCUUAGCUUUGUUGAAAGAACUUGUCAUUGUUCUUCCUGGUGCACUUACCAAUCACAUAGGAACUUUGAUUCCUGGAAUUCAAUAUUCUCUAAGUGACAAAAAGUCUAGUAGUAACAUGAAAAUUGAUACAUUAUCAUUUAUUUACUGCGUGUUGACAUCGCAUACUCCUGAAAUCUUUCAUCCCUGGGUAGAGCAAUUAAUUCCACCCAUUAUAACUGCCGUUGGUGAUCCAUUUUAUAAGAUCACUGCAGAAGCACUGAUUGUUCUACAGGAAAUGGUUAAAGUCAUUCGUCCUUUAGAUAAUAAACUAGAGUUCAAUUUUGAGGUAUACGCUGUACCGUUGUAUAAUUGUACAUACGCUCGUUUAAAAACAUCAGAUAUUGACCAAGAAGUAAAGGAACGCUCAAUUUCUUGUAUGGGACAAAUAAUUUGCAAUUUAGGUGAUGUAUUACAAAAUGAGUUGCAAGUUUGUUUACCCAUAUUCUUGGAUCGUUUACGCAAUGAAAUUACUAGACUUACAACUGUUAAAGCACUUAUUAAAGUCGCUGGGUCCCCAUUGAAAAUUGAUUUAACAUCUAUUCUGACUGAUGGUGUAUUAAUUUUGGCGUCAUUCCUUCGAAAAAAUCAGAGAGCAUUAAAAUUGAGUACUUUAACUUUACUUAAUAUGUUGCUAAAUAAUUUUCAUGCUGAUUUUUCUGCUGAUUUAUUAAAAAAGAUACUUAUUGAAUUACCACAGUUAAUUAAUGAAUCAGAUUUACAUAUUGCUCAGUUAACACUUUCUUUACUUACAACAAUAAUAAAAAUCCAACCGUUUGCUAUGUCAUAUUCCUCUAGCAUUAUUAUGCCAGAAAUUAUGACUUUAACCAAAUCUCCAUUAUUGCAAGGCGCAGCCUUGAAUGCUAUUUUAUUAUUCUUCCAAUCUCUGGUUGCUACAAAUGUUCCACAGUUUGGAUACCAAGAGUUAGUAACACUUUUAAUAUCACCAUUGAUGGCUCAGCCAGUUGGCACUCCGGCUCUAACUUUACAUAAACAAGCUUACCAUUCGUUAGCCAAGUGUGUAGCAGCUCUAACAGCCACACAGCCAACUCAAGCAAUGGGUAUUAUAAACAGUUUCAUGUCCGAAUUGAUUAAUCCAACUAACGACCAACAGCAUAUUUUUUCGUUGCUAGUAAUUGGUGAAGUUGGAAGACAUAUAGAUUUAAGUUCUGUAGUUAACUUGAAGGAAACUAUAUUGCAAUCAUUCUCGUCGAAUUCCGAAGAAAUAAAAUCAUCAGCAAGUUACAGUUUAGGUAGCAUUUCUAUUGGGAAUUUAGAGCAAUAUUUGCCUUUCAUAUUAAGAGAGAUUGAUAUGCAACCUAAACGUCAAUAUUUACUAUUACAUUCCUUAAAAGAGAUCAUCACAUUUGAGUCGUCUACACCUAAUGGCAUUGAAAACCUGAAACCUUUCGUCCCAGCUAUUUGGCAACAACUAUUUAAACACUGUGAAUGUACAGAAGAAGGUUCACGUAAUGUGGUUGCUGAAUGUUUAGGAAAACUUACAUUAAUCGAUCCAUAUAGCUUAUUGCCAAACUUGCAGUUAUCAUUGUCCUCGUCAUCUGCACUUAUGAGAACCACAUUAUUGACAGCUGUUAAAUUCACCAUAUCUGAUCAACCACAACCAAUUGACAUGUUGCUUAGACAGAAUAUGGAUCAGUUUUUGAGUGCUCUUACCGAUCCAGAUAUAAAUGUUAGGCGAGUAACAUUAAUUGCUUUUAAUUCGGCUGCACAUAAUAAGCCAUCUUUGGUCAGGGAUCUACUCGAUACUGUACUCCCUAAACUAUACGCAGAGACCAUUGUUAAGAAAGAACUCAUACGAGAAGUAGAAAUGGGUCCAUUUAAGCAUACUGUUGAUGAUGGGUUAGAUAUAAGAAAGGCAGCCUUUGAGUGUAUGUAUACAUUGUUGGACUCAUGUUUAGACCGUCUAGACAUAUUUGAAUAUCUUAAUUAUUUGGAGAAUGGACUACGUGAUCAUUAUGACAUUAAAAUGCUCACAUACCUAAUGGUUUCAAGGAUGGCUCAAAUCGUACCAAGCGCUGUAUUACAAAGGUUGGAUAAAAUUGUUGAACCUUUAAAACAAACAUGCAUGUUGAAAAUUAAAGCAAACUCCGUGAAACAGGAGUUUGAAAAAAUGGAAGAACUCAAAAGAUCCGCUAUGCGAGCAGUCUUAAAUUUACAAACUAUACCCGAUUCUGAUAAAAAUCCACAUAUGAGCGACUUUGUGUGUCAAAUUAAAAGCUCGCCUGAAUUGAAUGCUAUUUAUGAAACGGUUCAAAAAGACUCUUCGGGGGCGGCAUCUGAUAAUCAUACUACGCCUAUGGAGGUUGGCGAAUAA